AUGAAGUUUUCUCAGGUACUGAUGCUGUGCCUUUGGCUACGAAGCACUUCAACAGAACCAUUGUUACCAACAUGUGCUUGCACACAUAAGACAACAAUGCUUCAUUCCUCUUUAAUGAAACCAAUGGGUAUUGUUUCUCAAGGAAAAUGUUUCCAGAAGGCCGAAUUCCCUAUAAGUGGAUCCCGAUGGAUUCGCCUGUUAGAAGAUGAGAAGACCAUUUAUGCUUUGAGAGAAUCAUUGACAUUCAGACCCUGUUAUGAUCGGUUGGACGCCAUCAGUGGAGGACCGUGUCCAAAUAUUAUCAGCCGUAGUGAAUGGGGCGCGCGGAGACCCAGAGACAGACAGUCUUUAUCAACGCCAGUGAAAUAUGCUGUCGUACACCACUCAAAUACACCCCAGUGCUUGGAUAAACCAUCCUGUAUAAAACGGAUGCAAAGCAUCCAGAACUUCCACAUGAAUGUUAGACGUUGGUCUGACAUUGCCUACAACUUUUUGAUUGGUGGAGACGGGAACGUGUACGAAGGACGCGGAUGGGAUACAGUCGGAGCCCAUGUCAUAGGUUACAACAAAAUUUCUAUUGGAAUAUGUGUCAUAGGAAACUAUACAGAAUAUAAACCUAAUGAAAUAUCUCUAAAUGCUCUGAAAAGAAUGCUGAGUUGUUUGGAGUUCAAAAACAAGGUCAUAAACAAAUACGUCUUGAGAGGCCAUCGUGACUUGGGUAGUACCACAUGUCCAGGAAAUAAGCUUUACCGUAUUAUCAAGAAUUGGCAUCAUUAUUAUUGGUUCAAAUUUUCUUCUGCCAAUUAA
Molecule: messenger RNA, 807 nt
Organism: Acanthosepion pharaonis
Lineage: Eukaryota; Metazoa; Mollusca; Cephalopoda; Sepiida; Sepiidae
Source: the annotation of a GenBank genome assembly